CUUCCCAAUUCCAUUUCCUUCCUUAUUCUCCGCCACGAAGCGCCAGCUUUGGCAAGGAUAGAGAUAGCUUGUAAACGAAGGUUUUUCCCCUCUUCUGAAAGAACAUUGGAGAAAGACAGGGAAGGAAAGCCGUUUCCAUUACUUUCCACAGGCGCACAAACUCUGAUGCAAAAGAGCUAAAGAUUCCCCCUUCUCCUUUCCCCUUUCCCCUUUUCAAAAAAGUAGGCCAUCCUCUCUCACUCUUUCUCUAUCUGCUGAGUCGGAGCGACUGAGCUUCAGCUGGGAAGACUGAGAAUUCCGAAUGCUGAUUGCCGAAUUGGUCGCUGAUUCGCGGAGCUGGAGCAUGGGGAGUAGCAGUGUUGAGGCGGAAUUAGGCUUCGAUGUGGAGGAGACAAUCUUCGUCGCCGUGGGGAGGAACGUCGAGGAAAGCAAGACGGCGCUGCUCUGGGCGGUCCGCAACUUCUCAGGGAUGAAGAUUUGCCUCCUCCACGUCCACAAGCCUUCUUCCAAUGUCGUCGUUCCGUUCAAAGACAGGCUCCUUGCUGCCAACAAAGCGAAGAAAGUUGCUGCCGAGGGAUUUGAAGAGUUGGAGAGGAGAAAGGUGGCUGAUGUUUUGACUCAGUACUUCCUCAUUCUUGGGCAAGAAGGGGUUAAACCUUAUGAAGUGUGGAUUGAGGCGAUGAGCAUCGAGGAGGGGAUUGUCGAAAUUGUUGAUCGGUACUAUGUGAAGUGGCUGGUCAUGGGUGCAGCAGCUGAUAAGCACUACUCAAAGUGAGAAGUGUAUAAAUGAAUUAUCAUAGUUUUGAUUGGCAAGAUGCUUUAUUUUGUGUUCCUGUAUCUGGUUAUUACAGGAAAUUAGCAGAGAUUAAGUCCAAGAAAGCAGCAUUUGUAUGGCAACAUGCAGCUAUGUCUUGCCAUAUCUGGUUUCUUUGCAAUGGUCGCCUUAUCUACACUAGGGAAGGUAGAGAUGACAUAUGUGAAUCGGAAAUUGAUGAUCUCCCGUUGCUCCUGACUUAUUCAGAUUCAGUAUCUGAGAAACCAGAGGAUUUGCAAUCAGGUUUUGCUGCAUUUGAUGUUUCUCCAGAUGCAGUUGACAAUGCUGAUGGAUUUGAAGCUUUGUUGACGAAGUUCGAUAAUGAUUCUAGCUUGGACGCCAGAGAAUCCAUUGAAACGGUGAUGCCACUGCUUGAACAUAAGGCCGUGGAAGUGAAGGAGCAAACAGAUGCAUCGAGUACGAGUAGCUUGGAAGGAUCUGCUGUGGAUGCUAGCGAUCUAAGCAAAAAGGCGUUUGAAGAGGUAGUUAAGCGAUGGAAAGAGGAAGAGAAUGCUAUAGAAGCAAAAUGCAAGGCUAAAGCACUAGAAAGCUUGUGCAUCAAAGAGAUUAGCCUGAGAAAAGAGAUGGAGGAAGUUUUGGCUAGAGAGAGGGACUCGGUAGAAAGGAUGGGGAACCAACAUGAUGAACUCUACCAAGAACUAAAGCAGGUCAAGGAGCAGAAGGCUGUACUUGAAAAGCAGAUUGGAGAUGCAAAUCGUGUGGUACAGGAACUGGAGGAGAAGAUCAUUGCAGCCGUUGAACUUCUGAUUAGUUUCAGGAGACAGAGGGAUGAUGCCAAGGUGGAAUGUGAAAAUGCUGUGAGGGAAGUGAGAAGGCUACAAGAGUUGGGGAAACUUGGCGCUACAAGCUUUCACGGGUCAGAAAUUCUUGAAUUCUCUUUUGAGGAGAUCAUAGAGGCAACUAGUGAAUUUGAUCCAGCUAGGAAGAUUCAAGAAGGAAGAUAUGGAACUAUAUACAAAGGUCUCCUUCGCCAUCUCCUUGUAACCAUAAAGAUGUUACCCUCCUAUGGCUCUCAACUCGAAUUUCAAAACGGGGUGAAGAUUCUGAGCAAGGUGAGGCAUCCAAAUCUGGUAACAAUGAUUGGAAUUUGCCCAGAAGGCAGAUCACUUGUUUUCGAGUACGCUCCAAACGGAAGCCUGGAAGAUCGCCUUGCCUGUCGAGGCAAAUCACGCCCACUUACUUGGCAGACUCGGUUGAGAAUUGCUGCUGAGAUAUGCUCUGCUCUCAUCUUCAUUCACUCCAACAAGCCCUGUAUCAUCCAUGGAAACUUAAAACCGUCUAAAGUCCUCCUUGAUUCAAACCUCGUCUGCAAGGUAUACGAUUUUGGCAUGUCUCAUUUAGUUCCACAAGGCAAAACUGGUGAUCUUACUCUGGAGUCAGAUGUCGACUCUUUUGGGAUUAUUCUUCUCCUCCUGCUUACUGCUAGACCGGUUUCGGGAAUAGUGAAAGAUGUGAAAUGUGCAUUAGAGAUCAAUAAGUUGGAAGCCGUUCUGGAUCACAGUGCUGGGAAAUGGCCAGAUGAACUGGCCAAACUGCUGGCUAACAUGGCAUUGAAAUGCUGCAACGGCGACAGAUUGAACCGGGCGGACCUUGUGUCAGAAAUCUAUCCUGUUUUGGAUCAGAUGCUAGUGCUAUCUUCUUCAACUGAUUCACAGCCACCAUCAUCAUGCUUGGAUGCCAAGGAACCUCGCCGAGUUCCAUCCCAUUUUGUAUGCCCCAUUUUCCAGGAAGUGAUGAAGGAUCCCCAGAUAGCUGCAGAUGGUUUCACGUACGAAGGCGACGCGAUUAAAGGCUGGCUGAAGAGUGGGCACAACACUUCACCCAUGACUAAUCUGAAGAUGGAACACUGUGAUCUGUUGCCUAAUCAUGCUCUGUACCAGGCAAUUCAAGAGUGGCACGAACAACAAUGGUGAACUGAAACCCAACUUAAGCAACUCAUGCCAUAGUGUAUAUCCUUUUACUUUGUAUCUUGUUUGUACAUAGCUUUUCACAAUAUAUAUAGUUAUACCCCUUACACUUCUUUCCACCUUCAGUGUACAUGAUGCAUAAACAAACCUGGAUCUAACAAAAACUUCUAGCAAACCAUCAUUUCGCUUUUGUGGUACCCGUUGAUUUUGAG
Linum tenue is the source of this 2954-nucleotide messenger RNA. Lineage: Eukaryota; Viridiplantae; Streptophyta; Magnoliopsida; Malpighiales; Linaceae. The record is from the annotation of a GenBank genome assembly.